GCUCUCCUUGGUAGAAGUUGCUGGACGCUGGUGAGCGUUUCGCAGUUUGUCGUCUUUGGACUCAAGAGUGUGUGGGCGCCCAGGAUGCCGCGUGGAAGCCGAAGCCGCUCUUCCCGGGUGGCCCCUCCGGCCAGCCGGGCCCCUCAGAUGAGGGCUGCUCCGAGACAUGCGCCUGCAGCUCAUCCUCCAGCAGCAGCAGCCGCACCAUCCGCAGUUGGCUCCCCUGCUGCUGCACCCAGGCAGCCAGGCCUGAUGGCCCAGAUGGCAACCACUGCAGCUGGUGUGGCCGUGGGCUCUGCAGUGGGUCACACCCUGGGUCACGCCAUCACUGGGGGCUUCGGUGGAGGAGGCAGUGCCGAGCCUGCAAGGCCUGACAUCACUUACCAGGAGCCCCAGGGAACCCAGCUUCUGGACCAGCAGUCUCGAGGGCCAUGCUCUCUUGAGAUCAAACAGUUUCUGGAAUGUGCCCAGAACCAGAGUGACGUCAAACUCUGCGAGGGCUUCAAUGAGGUGUUGAGACAGUGUAGAAUUGCAAAUGGUUUAAUCUAAUCAAGAAGUUCAAACUGAAGAAAUUGAAAUGGACUCUGCCUAAUUUAUAGUGCAAGUGUGGACCCUGAGUAAACAAACCUUAUUUCUAAUAGCUCCAUUAUUUCAGAAUAGCCAUGAAAGAGUCCUAACUAUAUAGUUAUUCACUCAGCUUGUAGUGUUGAAGAACGGGCAAAUGAUGGCCUCAUUGAACCAACUGUAUUGUUUUUUGUGAGUUAAUGAAAAUAAAAUUGUUUGAUUCUG
Messenger RNA from Mesocricetus auratus (golden hamster), 789 nucleotides. It is a transcript of the gene Chchd2, whose product is annotated as coiled-coil-helix-coiled-coil-helix domain containing 2. The transcript is spliced from 4 exons. Gene Ontology annotation, biological process: positive regulation of transcription by RNA polymerase II; mitochondrion organization. The record is from RefSeq and is a predicted model, not a curated record. The coding region runs from base 85 to 549 and encodes 154 amino acids. Gene Ontology annotation, cellular component: mitochondrion; nucleus. Lineage: Eukaryota; Metazoa; Chordata; Mammalia; Rodentia; Cricetidae. Gene Ontology annotation, molecular function: sequence-specific DNA binding.